AUGAGUGGAUCAAGGGGAGGAGCCAAGAACAACGGUGGACAUGUCCAAUACCGAGGCGUUCUCUACACGCCUUGGGGAAAGUUUGCCGCCGGGGUUCGUGACCCCAACAGGGAGGGUCGGAAGCUGUGGUUUGGAUGUUUCAACACUGCUGAUGAAGCGGCUAGAGCUUAUGAUAGAGCUGCUUAUAAUAUGAGUGGUUCAUCUGCCAUCCUCAAUUUCCCAAAUGAGUACAAUAUGGCUUCUCAUGCUGGUUCAACAUCUUCAAGCAAUGUGUUUGCGUUUGAAUACUUGGAUCUUGAUAACUGGUUAGACUUGUUGGAGGUGGUUGUUGAUCAUGCAGAGAAAAAUAAUAGGGGACCCUAA
Messenger RNA from Medicago truncatula (barrel medic), 363 nucleotides. RefSeq names its product ethylene-responsive transcription factor 14. The transcript has a single exon. NCBI's taxonomy places the organism in Eukaryota, Viridiplantae, Streptophyta, Magnoliopsida, Fabales, Fabaceae. Gene Ontology annotation, molecular function: DNA binding; DNA-binding transcription factor activity. The record is from RefSeq and is a predicted model, not a curated record. Bases 1 to 363 code for a protein of 120 amino acids. Gene Ontology annotation, biological process: regulation of DNA-templated transcription; ethylene-activated signaling pathway.